GGGAGAGUAAAUACAGAAAUCCCCAAGAUGGCGGAGUCACUGAGCUUCAUUCACUUUGGUGCAGCGACCAAAAGCCCGCUCGCCAAAUCUAGAGAACCGAAACUAGCGUCGGACACCCGGCCGCAGUCUUCCCGGGACAUUCACCCGCCGCCGCCCAAGCGAGUCCGAAACGAUGAGAAGAGCCUUAAACCUAAUAAACUAAAUGGGGAAGGAGGUGGCGGCGCAGUGGAGAAGCAGCACCAGAAGCAGAGUUCAGGCAACCCGAUAACAUGGACCUUCAGCCCCGUCAAGGCGAGCAGCAACCCCUCGGCGCCCCUCCAGCCUCCCAUUCACACAGUGUUCAAGCAGAGCGCUUUCCUCGCCUCCCAUACCAAACCACCAUCCAAAAAGCCCAAGGAAAAACGAGAGAAAGAGAAGGAUUUCAAGGAAAAGAAGAAACAUAAACCAGUCCCUGGUACUCCUGGAAAUAUUAGCAGCAGUCUGAGUAACGUCACUACUGUAAUGAAGAAGGAGAACGGGGAGAUGAAGUUGGUACAAAAAGACCACACCAGUAAGGACAAGACGAAGAAGAAGAAGAAACACAAAGUGAUGAAUGAGAUCAAGAGGGAGAACGGAGAGGUGAAGCUCCUUCAGAAAGACAAGCAGAAACCCAAAAUAAACUCAGAGGAGCUCCAGAUUAAAAAGGUGAAGAAGAAAAAGAAGAAGAAACACAAAGAGAGUGAGAGAGAGAAGGAGAAGUGGAAACGGACCAAGAUGUACAGCAGGUCCAGCCAGACCGUGUGUGCUGGUCUCCUCUCUGAGCUCCACGCAGGCCUGGCCUCCAAACAACACCACCACCACCAACACCACGGCCACACAGAGUUCAAACCCCCGCUCCCCGUCCACCACCACCACACCUCCACCACCUCAUCCAUCAAACAGGAGAACUGCUACAGCCCCUCUCCAACUCUGUCCCUCUCCAAGCCCCUAUGGAGCAGCAGCAAUAGCAGUAGCAGUAGCAUUAGCAGUUGGGACCCAGCUUCCCCCAUGACCUCCCCUCUCCAGAUCCCCCAGCCACGGUGCCCCCAGCCUGGCUUUGAGAACCUGGAGUUCGCCCGCUUCAUCCACGUAGAGGAACAACCCAACGGUGGAGCCCUGGUGGCACACGCCUACUGCAGCGAGCUCUCGGCCCUGUCUCCAGCAGAGAUGCAGCAGUUCGCCCAGGAGUUUGUUACCCUAGCCUUCAGUGAGGACGCGUCAUCCCAGGCAGCUCAUUACGUCAUGGGCAUCAUCCACGCGGCCUCCUACCUGCCAGACUUCCUGGACUACUUCUCCUGGAAGUUCCCCUCGUCGCCGGUCAAGAUGGAGAUCCUGGGGAAGAAGGAUAUAGAGACCACCACUAUGCUCAACUUCCACAAUCAGGUAAAGAGAACGUACAGCCACGGGACGUACCGGGCAGGUGCCAUGCGUCAGAUCAGUCUGGUGGGGGCAGUGGACGAGGAGGUGGGGGAUUACUUCCCAGAGUUCAUCUCUAUGCUGGAGGAGUCGCCCUUCCUAGAGCGGACGUUACCGUGGGGUACGUUCUCCAGUCUGAAGCUGAAGAGUCCAACAGAGAGUGAUGACGGGCCCAUCAUGUGGGUACGACCUGGGGAACAGAUGAUCCCUGUUGCUGACAUACCAAAGUCUCCCUACAUAAGGAGAAGGUCAACCAAUGAGAUCAAGAACCUGCAGUACCUACCUCGGGCCAGCGAGCCUCGUGAGAUGCUGUUUGAUGACCGGACGCGUGCCCACGCUGACCACAUCGGACAGGGCUUUGAGAGGCAGACCACCGCCGCUGUAGGGGUGCUCAAGGCCGUGCGCUGUGGAGAGAGUGCGGAGCCCCCUCGCGUUACCAAAGACGUGAUCUGUUUCCAUGCUGGAGACUUCCCUAAUGUAGUCCAGAGGUUACAACUGGACCUGCACGAACCGCCUCUGUCCCAGUGUGUGCAGUGGGUGGACGAUGCUAAGCUGAACCAGCUGAGACGCGAGGGGAUCCGCUACGCCCGUAUCCAGCUGUACGACAACGACAUCUACUACAUCCCUCGUAGUGUGGUUCAUCAGUUCAAGACUGUCUCUGCUGUCUGCAGCCUGGCAUGGCACAUCCGCUUAAAACAAUACCACCAAGAGCCUCCGGCCGAGGAGGAGAGGAAGGUGGACGUGUCGACGCUACAAGUCAAACAGGAGGAGUUUGGGGAUGCCUUGAUGGGAGGGACCACAGCUCCUCUCACAGACCCCAAACCCCUCAAAGACAGACACACUGCCCACCCAGAGGUCAAAGUGGAACCUCAACCUGCGGAUAUAAGGCUGCCCAAGCCCUCUGUCACCUCACCCAUCACCCCCCUACCAGCUCCCAUCACCCCCCUACCAGCUCCCAUCACCCCCCUACCAGCUCCCAUCACCCCCCUACCAGCUCCCAUCACCCCCCUACCAGCUCCCAUCACCCCCCUAACUCCCUACAAAUCGUCUUUCCAGGACACCAAGCCCAAAUCACAUCCAUCAUCCCCACUACUACCACCACUAUCAUCACUCAGAAUCACAUCAAACCACUACCACACACUCUUCCUUGUCUUCCUCACUCAAACCCUCCCCCACCUCCACCCCCUCAUCCUCUCCCAAACCCAGUCCGUCAUCCUCACGUACCCCCUCUCCCAAAUCUAGCCCCACUUCUACACACUCUCCCUCCUUCAAACCCAGCCCGGCUUCCACUCGUACCCCCAGUCACUCUCUCUCACACAAACCCUGCCACACCCCUACCCUUACCCACACCCCUACCCCUACCCUUACCCACACCCCUAUCCCUACCCUUACCCACACCCCUACCCCUACCCUUACCCACACCCCUAUCCCUACCCUUACCCACACCCCUACCCCUACCCUUACCCACACCCCUAUCCCUACCCUUACCCACACCCCUACCCCCUUUUUGACGCCCUCCCCUGCACCCCUUCUAUCUUCUUCAAGCCUGGCCUCCAGCCACACAGAGAGCAGGAUCCCUACACCCCAGUUCCGACCCCAACCCCAGCCCAGACCGGACAAACCCCGGCCGGACAAACCCAAGGACAAAGACACUUCUCUUUACCCAAAGGCCCCAGUCACCCC
Molecule: messenger RNA, 3117 nt
Organism: Salmo salar (Atlantic salmon)
Lineage: Eukaryota; Metazoa; Chordata; Actinopteri; Salmoniformes; Salmonidae
Product: lysine-specific demethylase RSBN1L
Cellular component (GO): nucleus
Source: RefSeq, a predicted model, not a curated record